UGCUUCGGCUUCGCUAUCAGUCAGUUGCCUCGCGGCCGUCGUGAGGGAAGGUGAGGCGAAUGGUGCCGUUCUGUGCCUUGCUCCCCAGUGCCACGCUUGACUCUGGCCAAACACCACCGCCUUCACGAUUGCUGCCCCGUUCAUUCUCCGCCUUCUACUCGACCUGCCUAUAUUAAGAUCCAUGAACAGUGACAGGGUGCAGUGCCACAACGAGACGCGCAGGACCAACAAAGAACCCAGGAUAUCUUCCCUACAGGACUCCAUCAUAUCCUGUAUCCUCAUAUAGACUUCCCUUCUUAGCCUUUUGAACAGUGUAAAGACCAGUGUGUUUAAUAGGAUAAAGUAUAAUAGUGAAGUAUCUAAAAAUUUAUUGGUGAUUAAAAGGAAAAUGAUCUGGUAGUGAAAGAAUCAAGAGCACGUAGCAUUGGGCGAAUCAAAUCUAAGAUCAAGUUUAAGAUUAAUUAAGGAUUCUGAUUCUAAUAUGGCAUAUCCUAAAUCUAAUCCUUGUGCCUUAAGAAUGAGUCCUGAAGUCGAAACUCUUACGGAUUGAAGUGCAUGUGAACAAUUACUGAAACUUAAUUAGAAAAAAAAAACUAAAACUAAAAACACCAUUCUUGAAUAAUAAAAAGGAAAAAAAUAUUGAAAGGAAAGGACAAUGAGGAAUAGGAGGAAAGAUGAAAUAGGAAAGUGAAUAAACAGUGCAAAUGGUGAAAAAAAAGAAGCAAAUCAGUAUGAACGCAAUUAUUUAAACACAUCUAAAUACGAAAACCAGGAAAAGGAGGAAAGAAACUCAAUUAAAAAAGACUAAUCAUAAAUACUAAGAGACAGACUAAAAACUAGAAAAAAUAAUUGAACUAAGAAUGGACAGAGUGAAGGAAACUGAUGAGAGAAACGAAUAGUGACAAAGCAAGGUGGAAUGAACAGAAGGAAGGAGGAAGAGCAGAUGAUGAUAUGGGAAAGAAUAGAAGACAUGAAAGGAAAACCAUUGACGGUAGAUAGAAGACAUGGAGAAUAUGAGAAAGGUGAAAAGUGAUAACGUAAAUAAGAAGAAACGAGAAGGAAGAGGAGAGAGGAAAAUAUUUGAUAAUGAAAAGAAGAUAAGGAGAAAAAUAGAUGAUUCAUUACGAAACGAUAAAAAAAAGAAUAAGGAAAAUAAGGUAAAAAGAUAAUAAUGAAUACAGGAAAACAAAUAAUUGAGGAUUAGUAAAGAGGAAAAGAAAAAAAAAAUAGGGAAACUUUUAACAAAUAAUAGAUGGAAACGAAAAAAAAAUGAUAAAAGGAGAAAUUGAGACUCGAUGAAGAUGAACAUAGAGAAGAAAGAAAACGAAGGAAAGGAAGAAGGAAAGUUUGAUGAUUGGAGGAAAACGAGAAAAUUGUUGACGGGAAGAACUUAGACUUAGUGAGAUAGGAGGAAAAGAAAGAAGGAAGGAAGGAAAGAAGGGAGGAGUGAUUGAAGCUAAAUAAGAACGAGGAAAAGGAAGAAGAGAAAGGAGAGGAGAGGAGAGGAAGGGACAGUUAAAUAAUAUAUCAUGUAGAGCAAAAUCCAGAACAAUUGAAAGGUAGAUAAAAACGACGAAAAAGGAAGAAGACGAAAGAAAAGGAAAGGAAAAGAAAGGAAAGGAGAGGAGAGAGAAGGAGGGAACAAUUAAUCAAGAUACCAAAUACAACAAAAUCAGAGCAAUUGAAGAAAAAUAAGAACAAGGAAAAGGGAGGAGAGGAAAGGAAAAAAAAAGAAAAGAAAAGAAAAGAAAGAGAGGAGAGAGGAGGAGGGAACAGUUAAUCAAGAUACCAAAUACAACAAAAUCAGAGAAAUUGAAGGAAAAGGAAGGAGAGGAGAGGAGAGGAAAAGAAAAGAAAAGAAAAGAAAAGAAAGAGAGGAGAGAGGAGGAGAGAACAGUUAAUCAAGAUACCAAAUACAACAAAAUCGGAGAAAUUGAAGGAAAAGGAGAGUAGAGGAGAGGAGAGGAGAGGAGCAGGAGCAGGAGCAGGUAAUUACAGUAUCAUGUACAGCAAAGUCCAGGGGCGACCUUGGACUAGUGUGGGUCUGAUGAGGAGAAGGACUCGCCUCACCAACAUUGCCUGUGUCCUUGCCUGCCUCGUCAUCCUCGUCGCCCUUCACCAGCUUCUUCUACUCGCCUACACCUACAAUGACUACAUUCUCGCCCUCCUGCCGAAGCCGCACCUACCGCAGCAGAUCCGUCCGAGCAGAGGUCAUGAGAGGGGCAGGACGACGGUGGGUGGGGAAAGGGACGAGGGGAAUGAGAGAGCACCACGUAUCCUGUGCCUGAUCAUCACGUCCCCGGCUUACCACGUGACCAGGGCGCGGCACGUAGCGGCCACUUGGAGCCCUCACUGCACCAGGGCUGUCUUUCUUACCACCGCAGAGGAUCCGACGCUCCCCGAGGUACUCCUGACGCCCGGCGCUGCCACCUAUGAUCAACUGUGGGAGAAGGUGACGAAAGGGUUCCUAUGGGCGUACAAGGUGAUGGACGAGUUCGAUUGGGUAGUGAAGGCCGAUGAUGAUUCCUUCGUCUUUGUGGAAAACCUGCGGGCGGCGGUGAAGGUGCUGAACCCAGACUCUCUUCUGGCGGCAGGAGUGCACAUCGCUGACUGGGACACGGGCGAGACUUACCUGAACGGGGGCGCCAGUUACGUGUUGAGCCGCGGUGCCGUGAAGGUGCUGGUGGAGAGAGGCAUUCAGGAAGGGAAAUGCCAGAGAGAGCUAGAGCUUGGCACUUCAGAGGAUGUCAACAUGGCCUCGUGUCUUCGUCUGCUAGGUGUGCAUUUCCUUGACACACGUGACUCCGAGGGACGGCAGAGGUUCCAUAUCUAUCCACCGCAGGAACUGGUGGACCCGCGCAGUGAGGCUGAUCUGAGACACCUGUGGCUGAAGAGAGUGUCCGUUCAUCCCUACAAGUUUGGUUACGGGGAGCUGAGUGAUGAGGUGAUCAGCUUCCACUACGUUGACGCGGAGACCAUGUAUCUCAUCUACUACUUGGUGUACCUCGUCAAUCCCCACGCAAACCAACACCACAGGCCCCUCCCCUCAAGCACCUCCCCGUCAAGACCACAUAGGGAGAGGAAAGGGUGGGGUGCGCGGGUAUUGGAGGCUUAAUUUACUGGAGGCACGAGGGCGGCAUCUGCGUGUUUCCAGCAUGAUCUCUACAUGUUCUGAGCCGGUUCCUACUUCCUCGUCGCCUUCCACAACCUUCUGCCACCCCUAGCCUUGCACUACUUCCACCUUCACCGUCACAUCAACCUCCAUAUAACACUCGUGGUUGUGGCGCCUUCGGUCACUCAGUAAGCCACGUCAGGUAUUGCCGUUGUGGCAUCAGGGAGGAGGCAGCAUUUGAGGGCAGACUUUGCUGUGGUGGUGAAAAAGGAGAAAAAUGAAGAUAGUGAUGAUCUUGUGGUGGUGGUGGUGGUGGUGGUAGAGUAGGAAUAGUAAGAGGAGGAAGAAUGAUGGUAAGAAGAAGGGAAAGAUAAAUUGUACCAGAAGAAUGCAGAGAAGGAAGAAGAUUGCAACAAUUAGUAUAGCGAGAAGGGUUGAUUAUUGCAAUUAAAAGAAGGAAAGAUAAAAAAAAUAGCAAGAAAAAUGUACAGGAAGAAGAAAAAAAUGAAGGAAAGCAAGAAAAGCACGAAGGAAAACAUAAGGAGAAGGAAGAAGAAAAGAAAGAAGACUUGUACUGAGAUACGGAGACAAAAGGUGCAGGAAGAAAACGGAGGUGAUAAAAAAAAGAAGAUCGCAAAUAAGAAAAGUGAAGAGCUGUGUAAAAAAAAAAUAGAAGAUAAGGAAAAGGGAGAGAAGAAGGAAGAGGCGAGGAAAAGAAAAGGUGAAAUGCACAAGAACUCAGGAAAAUAAGACAAGAGAAGGCCAACAGGCGACCCACACCAAGGAGUUUCUGAGGGCCAUCACCACUCAUCGAUUCACUCAACCUUAUGAAAGUACUUAAUGUCUGUACACUUCCUACGUUCCUACUAAGUGUGUUCCAUAUAUCGAUAACCGUAUUUCGUGAUUCAACCUUUACCAGUGUGUUUGAAAUUUUAAUUAAGACUGAACUCGUCCAACUUUGAUAAUUCGUGUAUGUUCCAAUACGUUCAUUAAUUAGAAGAACCAGUUUUAUAUUUUUGUUGAGCAUUUUAACCCAUUUAAAAACUCGUAUCGCUUUACUACGCCCACCACGCCUUGUUAUCUCUACAGGUAGAGUUAUUUAUUUAUCUAUUAUUUUUCUAUUUCCUGGAUCAUUCUAGUCAUCCAUAUUAAUUUUUUUUUACCCACACACUGCCUUAUCAAUCUAGAGACAAAGAGAUCAGUGGUAUAGUGCAUAUACUGUCAAUACUGUCUGACCGAAGCUAAGUAUUGUAUCUUAUAGGGUCCUUCUUGCGUCGACACUGGCAGUCUGAUUGCUGAGUCUGUUGCAGUCGCCUGUUACUCUUUAUGAGAACUGAUAUCUGCCUACCUCUGUUUGAAUCCAACUUCACCGAGCUUGAACUGGUUACAGCUAGCUUGAACCAAAUCUACGUAUGCUUUGUUAUCCUAAAGUAUACCUAUUUAUCUAUUACAUUAAUCUGUUAAGUUACGUUUAGUUUGUUUUUAUUCUUUUAGUUGUGUUCAAAGUGUUACUGUUAUUGAUAAUGAAGUUUUUACCAUUAUUCUAAUCCUUUACAUCUAGUUAUUACAUUUCAGUUAUUGAUUAACUUGUUCAGUUAUAUUUUUCCUGUUUCAUUUUUCCUUUUACUUGCAUUGGAUGUGUUGCAGUGAUUGAUUCCGAAGUGUUUUUUACUAUUUUUGUGGUCAUUUACAUUCCUUGAUUCUUUUAUUAAGUUCCGGUCUUGGUCUGGCUGGAUUUUUUUACAGUGUUAGGGAAAUCGACAAAAGCAAGAAAAUAAACUAUAAAAUAAAGAAAUAAAACUUUGUCAUUGUGUUGAAUCGAAUCUCUACUAACAGAAAAGGAGAGUGAGGAAGAAAAGACAGUUUGAAUGUUUUAAACUGCACGAGUGGAGACACUUGAAGGAGAAGCAAGAGAUGAUGGUAGUGCUGUUAACUUAUUUAAUAAAGACUUUUUCAGUAUGUAUUUAUAUGAAUACAUGUAAACUGUAUACACUAUUUGCGCGUCUAUAUUUAUUUAACUUCUGCUUGUGCCUUCACUAUUUUUUUUUUUUUUGAUGCUAUGGAAACGUGUGAAAACAACAACUAUUCUUAAAUUCUCUGAGAAGCGAGAAAUGAUCGUUUUGAAUACAUAAAUAUUUGUGAAACAUGAGAACUUUGAAAAUGUAAACACUUAUGACAGGUGGGAGGCGAGAAUAAGGACAAAAAGAAUCUAAACAUUUGUGAGAGUUGGGAGGCGAGGUCAUCGAAAAUAAAAUACGUCUAAACAUUUGUGAGAGGUGUAGGUGAGAGCUCUGAAGAAAAUACCUGUUAACAUUUGCGAGAGGUGAGAGGAUUGAAAAAGAAAUACCUCUGAACAUUUAUAAGAGAGGUGGGAGGAGAGAGAGCAUUGAAACAAAAUACCUGUAAACAUUUGUGAGAGGUAAGCAGAAAGCACUAAAAAAAAAAAAAAUAAAUAAACAUUUUUGAAAGGUAGAAGGUGAGAACACUG
Messenger RNA from Portunus trituberculatus (swimming crab), 5600 nucleotides. Its product is annotated as glycoprotein-N-acetylgalactosamine 3-beta-galactosyltransferase 1-like. Gene Ontology annotation, cellular component: membrane. The transcript has 8 exons. Gene Ontology annotation, molecular function: N-acetylgalactosaminide beta-1,3-galactosyltransferase activity. Lineage: Eukaryota; Metazoa; Arthropoda; Malacostraca; Decapoda; Portunidae. The coding region runs from base 2003 to 3115 and encodes 370 amino acids. The record is from RefSeq and is a predicted model, not a curated record.